Molecule: messenger RNA, 771 nt
Organism: Papaver somniferum (opium poppy)
Lineage: Eukaryota; Viridiplantae; Streptophyta; Magnoliopsida; Ranunculales; Papaveraceae
Exons: 3
Coding region: 1-771 (256 amino acids)
Source: RefSeq, a predicted model, not a curated record
AUGGUUACGGUUCGUACAUUACUUGUUGUUGUUGCAACACGAAAAUGGGGGCUUCAUCAAAUGGACGUGAAAAACGCUUUUCUUCAUGGUGAGUUACAAGAAGAGGUUUACAUGCAACCUCCUCCUGGAUUGAUUUACACAAAGCUUCAACAAUUCAGUUAUGUUCGUCUAGAAAAAGGAAUUCUCAUUUUUCUCUUAUAUGUUGACGACAUGGUUAUUACUGGCAGUGACCUACAAGUUUGCACGUCAUCCACUGGUUAUUUCAUAUCACAAGUCAAAUAUGCAUCUCAGUUUCUACAACAUGCGGGGCUUUCUGACAAUAAGGUAACUGACGCACCUCUUAAAUUGAAUGUAAAAUACAGUCCUACAGAUGAGACUCUAUUGUCUAAUCCAACAUUGUAUCGUCAACUAGUAGGGAGUCUAAAUUACUUGACUAUUACGAGACCAGACAUAAGUCAUGCAGUUCACAUAGUCAGUCAGUUUAUGUCUGCUCCAAGGUCUACUCAUUAUGCGGUUGUUCUCAGAAUUAUAAGAUAUAUCAAGGGGUCUCUGUAUCAAGGUAUGUGUUUCUCAUCCAAGUCUGAUCUCACUCUUCGAGCUUACUCUGAUUCUGAUUGGGCUGGGGAUGUUACAGACAGAAAAUCUAUUACAGGCUAUUGUGUGUUCUUGAGAGACUCUUUGAUUUCAUGGAGAAGUAAGAAGCAAAGUUCAAGUGCAGAAGCAGAGUGUCGAUCUCUUGCUCACACCACAUAUGAACUCAUUUGGUUAUGA